Messenger RNA from Rotaria sordida, 2277 nucleotides. NCBI's taxonomy places the organism in Eukaryota, Metazoa, Rotifera, Eurotatoria, Philodinida, Philodinidae. The record is from the annotation of a GenBank genome assembly.
AUGCAAUUAUCAAUUACUUCUGCUGGUGGUGUUUUAUCAUUAUUAGAUGAAAAUACCGAAAAAGGUCCAGUCUAUGCUCUUCAUCGAUUAAAUGCUAUUGUUGAUGUUUUCUGGCCAGAAAUUAGUGAUUCAAUUUCUAAAGUUGAAUCACUUUAUGAAUAUGAAAAUUUUAAACAUCGAGAAUUAGCUGCACUUGUUUCAUCGAAAGUUUAUUAUCAUUUAGGUUCACUUGAUAAUGCUCUUACAUAUGCACUUGGAGCUGGACGUUUAUUUGAUGUUAAUGAUAAAACUGAAUAUGUUGAAACAAUUAUUGCUCAUUGUAUUGAUAAAUAUACAAAAUUACAAGUAGAAAAAUUUCAAUCAGAUGGUACUGCUCAAAUACAUAUAGAUCAACGACUUGAAGAUAUUGUUAAUCGAAUGUUUCAACGAUGUUUUGAUGAUAAAAAAUAUAAACAGGCUAUUGGUAUUGCACUUGAAACACGUCGAAUAGAUAUAUUUGAAAAGGCUAUUAAAGAAGCGAAUCAUUCGCCUGAAAUGCUCACAUAUGCAUUGAAGAUUACCAUGCAAUUAUUACAAAAUCGAAAAUUUCGUACAGUUGUUUUACGUAUACUUGUUCAUCUUUAUCUUAAUUUACAAGUACCUGAUUUUAUUAGUGUUUGUCAGUAUUUAAUCUUUCUUGAUGAUCCUGAUCAAGUAGCUGAUAUUUUACAAACACUUGUUCGUGGUACAACUGAUCAAAUGCUUAUGGCAUAUCAAAUUGGUUUCGAUUUAUAUGAAAGUGCAACACAACAAUUUUUAAAUAAAAUUCAAGAUGCUUUACGUGUUCAAGCACCAAUACCAAUUACGUUUGAUAAACAACAAGGAAUUAUUAAAGACGAACAACAAGGUGGAGAAAUAACUAUUGGUGUACAUAUGCAAUUUCUUAUUAAAAAUAAUCAUGCUGAUUUAUUAAUUCUUAAACAAAUUAAAGAUGCUGUACGAAAUUCAGUAUGUCAUACAGCUACUGUUAUUGCCAAUGGUUAUAUGUUAUCAGGUACAACAAGUGAUCAAUUUUUUAGAGAUAAUCUUGAAUGGCUUGCUCGAGCUACAAAUUGGGCAAAAUUUACAGCUGCGACAAGUCUUGGUGUUAUUCACAAGGGUCAUAUAAAAGAAGCACUUAAUUUGAUGAGUGCUUAUUUACCAAAAGAUUCAACAGGUAAUUCAUCAUAUGCUGAAGGUGGUGGUUUAUAUGCACUUGGUCUUAUACAUGCAAAUCAUGGUGGAGAUAUUAUUGAUUAUCUUAUUAAUCAAUUACGUUCAAAUUCAACACAAACGGAUGCGGUUCGUCAUGGUGCUUGUCUUGGCUUAGGUUUAGCUGCUAUGGGCACAGCACGUAGUGAUGUCUAUGAAUUAUUAAAAACAAAUUUAUUACUUGAAGAUACUGUAGCUGGUGAAGCAGCUGGUUUAGCUAUGGGUUUUGUUAUGCUUAGCACUGGUUCAGCACAAGCUAUUGAAGAUAUGGUUCAAUAUGCUCAAGAAACACAGCAUGAAAAAAUUUUACAUGGUUUAGUUAUUGAUAUUGUACUUGUUCAAUAUGGUCGUUUAGAAGAAGCUGAUGCACUUAUCGAACAACUUCAACGUGAUAAAGAUCCUAUUUUACGUCGUUCAGCUAUGUACACUGUUGCUAUGGCAUAUUGUGGUACAGGUAAUAGUGCAGCUGUACGCAAACUUCUUCAUGUUGCUGUUAGUGAUGUAAAUGAUGAUGUUCGCCGUUCAACUGUUAAAUCACUUGGUUUUCUUAUGUUUUGUAUUGAUGAACAAAUGAAGAAUAUCGAUCGUUUUGAUGCAUUAUAUGAUGAUCUACGUGCUGAACAACGUGAUUUAAAAAAAAAAUUAGAACAAAAAUUGAAACAAAAAAAUGAAAGACAUCACAUAUUUUGGCAUCAAAAACAAAACAAACUUAUACAUGUUAGUGAAGGUAUUCGAGAUUUUAAUGAACGUAUUCAAGAAUAUAUUGGUCUAUUGGCUUGUCUUCCAUUGAUAUUAAAUAUUCAACGAAGUGGAUCAGAAUUUAUGCGAAAUUUACAACAUCGUAGUCUAUCAACAAUAUCAGAUUUUAAUAGUGUCGUAAAUCGUAAUCAAGUUCUUAAUCAUGUUGUUUUAGCUGAAAUAAAUUUUUUUCAAAAAGAAAAAGUUAAAGAUUUUAAUUUAUAUAUGAAAAUACUUAUGAAUGAACAAAUUCAAUUUUAUGAAAAAAUUACAUCAGAAUUACAUGAAGCAGCAGUAACAUUUAAUUAA